ACUCCUUGUAUAGAGAACCGGCCUCCUCCUCCUCCUCCUACUAAAGUCAUCCUCCCCAUUCUCGUAAAGAACAGGGCAAAGAGACAGAGAGAGAGAGUUCGGAAAAAUGUCGGACGAGGAGCACCAUUUUGAGUCUAAGGGCGACGCAGGGGCGUCGAAGACGUACCCCCAGCAAGCUGGUACCAUUCGUAAGAAUGGCUAUAUCGUCAUCAAGAACAGGCCUUGCAAGGUUGUAGAAGUUUCUACUUCAAAGACAGGCAAGCAUGGACAUGCAAAGUGCCACUUUGUGGGAAUUGACAUAUUUAAUGGGAAGAAGCUUGAGGAUAUUGUUCCUUCAUCCCACAACUGUGAUGUUCCUCAUGUUUCUCGCACUGAUUAUCAGUUGAUUGAUAUCUCUGAAGACGGUUUUGUGAGUCUUUUAAUGGAUAAUGGAGACACCAAGGAUGAUCUGAGGCUUCCCACUGAUGACAAUCUGCUCGGCCAGAUAAAAGAUGCGUUUGGUGAAGGAAAGGACCUCGUGCUGAGCGUUAUGUCUGCCAUGGGGGAGGAGCAGAUCUGUGCCCUUAAGGACAUUGGCCCAAAAAACUGAAUAUGAUGCUGUAGCAGUAGCUAUGGCUGAUGUCAAAAGAAGCCCUUGCUUUUAGAUCUGAGAGGGAAGUUAUCUACUGGUGUUACAAUAAGUUUCUAUUAGAUGCAAUCUAGUAUUGUAAAAAAAGAAAUUUCAACACUCAUCUGUUUGCUUAGAAUCCUAUCAGGCUUGUGAAUGGGGGAAAUAGAAAGGUGGGGCUGCUUAUACCUCAGUGAAGGGAACUUAAGUUUACAGCAGGAUGGAAUUUAUAUAAAUAUAACUAUUCUGCCA
Molecule: messenger RNA, 859 nt
Organism: Carya illinoinensis
Lineage: Eukaryota; Viridiplantae; Streptophyta; Magnoliopsida; Fagales; Juglandaceae
Product: eukaryotic translation initiation factor 5A-like
Exons: 5
Coding region: 107-589 (160 amino acids)
Biological process (GO): positive regulation of translational elongation; positive regulation of translational termination
Molecular function (GO): RNA binding; translation elongation factor activity; ribosome binding
Source: RefSeq, a predicted model, not a curated record